GCAAAGAAAUUUGUGAGCGUGUGUGUAUACAUGUACGUACAUAAACAGAGAAUAUGCAAGAAAGAAAAUAACAACAAAGAGAAUGCAAACAAAAAUCUGUCAUCUUAAUACCGUCAAACCUGGUCAGCUGUUAACGGCUGUUGCUGCGUGAGACCACCUUUUUUUUAAAUCCAAUUUGUUAGCGACUGUGAUUAUGCUUUCCUUGGGCGUUAAGGCUGGUACUACAUUCUUUUUUACGGAGAAAUUUCCGAAUUUAUCGGCUGGUUACGAGCGUGUGUACACACAAAUAUGAGUGUAUGGGUCGUACUGAAUUUCAAGUGUUUUUGUAAUUUCAACAAAAACCACCCCUUCGUAAUUAAUAUAUAAUGAAACACAAAACAAUUUAAAAAGAGACAUAUGCAGAAUUUAUUAAUAAAUUGUAAUUAGAUUUUGUAGUAUUUUCACUGCUAUAAGUUAAAUAAGUGCAACUUUCCAAAAGCCUUUGUCAGCAUCUUCCACUUUUAUCCAAAUGUUGUUGUUGUAACUGCAAGACCAAAAGCGCAACACUUUAUUUCACAAACCUUAUAAUUUCCUACAGAUUGAUUGGGUUGCAUGUUGUGAAAGAAAAAUGUAUUUUUCUUUCGAGUAUAUUUACAUAUUUAAAAAAAUACUUUCUUAUUUAUGCAUCCACAAACAGUUUAUUUUUUUCCAACCAGAGUACAUGUGAGCAAAAUCGCUAACACUUGCGACUGUGGUUGUGCUUUCAAUGGGCGUCCCGAAAUGUAAAUUUUCCCAAGAUGAAUAAAACAAGUUAUGACGAAAGAACACAUUUCGGCAAAUUUUUCUGUUAAUUUUUUUUAUAUGGAGUUUCAACGCGAAAACCGAAUAUAGUACCGGCCUUAAGAAAAUGACUUGUUGCUCAGCGACUGUGGUUGUGCUCUCAAUAGGCGUCCUGAAAUGAAAAUUUUCCCUAGAUGAAAAACAACUUAUGACGAAACGAACACAAUUCGGCAAUUUUUUUUUUAUAUGGAGUUUCAACGCGAAAACCGAAUGUAGUACCGGCCUUUAUGGUGAAAUGAAAACAUUUCAGCUAUUUUUUUACUUUUAUAUGGAUUUUCACCCCUAAAAGCGAACGUUGUACCAUACUUUAGGUUAUAAAAUGAGAAGUAAAGUACGAAAAAAUUAAAUAACACCCAACAAAAGAAAAAAUCAAUUUACCGUUUUUGGCAAAAGCAGUAAUCAACACGUUCACACGAUGAGUACGAUCUUGAUGUGCAUUAUGAAAGGCUUAUGAUGUGUGCACGGCCUUUAUGUGAACGAUAAAAUGGCAACGCUGAGCCCGAUAAAUUUCGAAACAUAUUCCAAUGAGAUAAACAAUAACAAAUAGCGCUAUAUAACGGCAAUUUUCGAAUUUUCAGUCUCUGUCGAAGUUUGUGGAAUUUUAAACGCUUUAAACUUGCGACCUUGUACCUGGAGACACGAACAAAUUUUAGUUGUUAGAAGAAGUGUUAGUUUUUAUUUAUUGAAGAUAUUCUGCAUUCAAAUCGGAAGUAGUUAAUGUUUGUAUUCUGAAAACUCAAAUCAAAUUGUAAACAACAGUAGGAGUUAUUCGUAUAAUACUUGUGGAACAAAAUAUUUAAGAAUGUCAUCUUGCAAUGAUACAAUUUCUUCUAUUGGUGAAAAUCAUCAAGAAAAUGGCGCUGGCGCCAUUCAGUUACCUGUUGAUCAAAACAUGAUUGGAAAAGCGUAUAAAAAAGUGUCGAUGCCCUUAGAGAGGAAGGAACUAGUUUCUACACCACCGCCACCACCGCCGCCAACUCCAAUUCAGCAUAAAAUCACAAAAAAUUCAGAUUGUACUGAUGUAGUGCGUGAUAAUUUGGAUUAUGAUGUUGACAAAUUGCAUGAAAUAAACCUUCCCGAAUCAUUGGCAAAUGAUAAAUGUCAAGAUCCAUGCGAGCCCCCGCCUCCUCCUCCAAUGCCACAAGGGUCCAGGAAAUUCGCACGCAUUUUAAAGACUGACAUCGGCCUUUCCAAUGCAAAUCUCAGUGAAGUUAAAUUAAAAUUGAAACCAGUUAACCCAGGAGAUUUGCAAAAGGUCAAAUUAAUUGAUGCUAAAUUUCAUUACUCGGAUUGUUUGGCCUUGAUGGAAAUUCCAAAGAAAUCGAAAUUACAAGAAAUGUUAAAAAUAGCUGAACGUGACACUAGAAUUCAAAAACUCAAAGAAAAACAAAUAAUCACGAGAUCUUCGGUUAUAUCCGUGGCCAUACCUUUACCGCCACCGGCCCCACUAUCCAUUGAUAGCAAAAACGAAUUGUUUGGUGUGGAACUUGAGGGCAGCACUGAAGUAGGAAAGAAGACAUUGGGAAAUUGUCUACAGCAACAAAGUUGUCUUCACCACCACCACCAACAUGACAAUCAAAAUGAGGAAGAGGCCUUGUCUUUGCAAGUUUUGUCUGCUCGAUCUUCUACACCUUACACACAGCCAAUGUCUUGCACCGCCGCUAGUUGCGAUUUGGAAAAUGUUGGCGAACAUGUGAGUCCUGUCAAGGAUAUCCACGGGAACAUUUCAAAACAAAGUAUACCGGAGUUAACAGAAAAACUAAAAAGAACGACAUUGUUAAUAUCAAAACCCGUUUCUAACUUUACCGAACUUUCUACGACAAGCGCUUGCUGCAAAAAAAUGCGUUAUAAUCGAGCAAGUCUUCUUGUCAUUCGGAAUGAAAUGUCUGCCGCGGUCAAGUCUAAACAAGAAUUGUUAUCCUAUAGUCCCCCAAACAUGAUAAAUUGUGAUGUGAUCGAGUUGGAAGCUCGUCUAAAACGCUUUGCUAUUUGGAAAGCUGCUGAUACCGAUGCCACUUUAACUGUGUUGGGCAAGAGAAAUGUAAGCAACAACAAUCACGAGUCUAAUAAUAAAAAUUUAAAACCUCGUUGCAAUGACAUGAUGCCAGCCUUCGUUAAACGCAAAUUUAUGGAUGAAUCGAUUAUAACAAGCCAACCACCACAGCCGGUAGAAUUUAAGGAUCCAGCAAUUAUAACAAAUCAACGUCGGAUUGGAAGUGGACGUAUACAGCAUGCAAAAUGGCCAGUUAGCUCUCUAUCGCAACAACAAGAGUGCAAUCAACAAAACCACUCCAAAUUGUCCGAAUAUGCGCAAACGGAUGAUCAAAUUAAGAGUGAUGAAAAUGUUACGGUAAAGUUCAAAUUGAUGCAAUUCUUUGACAAUGGAAGUAUUUGUAGCCAGGAUGUGAAUAAAACACAUAAAUCGAGACUUCAUAAUACAGCAUCAAAUAGCCUCGAUACUGCUGCAUAUCAAGAUGAAAAUUUAAAGAACCGAACGGAUGUUGGUAGUGCUAACUAUGUGAAGCGGGUUAUGUCUGGAUUUCUUGUUGUGUCAAAUUCUAAGAAUCGAGAAGCUGAGAACAAAUAUGAACAGCAAAAUAAAAAUCAUACUGAAGAACCCGAGUGGUUUAGUUGUGGUCCAACUUCACGCUUAGACACAAUUGAAUUAUGUGGUUUCGAAGAAGACGAAGAACGUCAUUCGGUUAGGAGUUGCAGUCGUCCUAGCAAGGAAAGGGCAGAAGGUCUCAAACAUGAUGAUGAAACUAAAGAGAAUCAGAAACAACAGGCAAAUAAGAUUGAAUUAAAAUCCAAAUGGGAAAAACUUGAUAAACAUUACUUGAAAAGUGACGCAAAUAAUAAUAUUCACGCUCAUCACAAGGCUGCGACAUCAUCGGAAACUUCAAAAACAAAAUAUCAUCGUGACAGGAAGGUACUUCCAUUUCAGUACGAUCAUUUCUCAAGUAACUCAAAAUCAUCUCGGUCUUCUUAUAAUGCCUCAAACAUUCCUAAUUGUAACGGGGCCGAAGACAACAAUAAUCAUCAAUAUCAAAAUCAAAAUAGUAGUUCCAAAUUUUUGCAGUUCUUUGGCGGUUGUACAUCACAAUCUAAUUCCAAUGAUAAACUAGAUAGAAGUGGGUCGUCGAAUUCUUUGAAUGAUUUUUUCAAACAAGCAAUGAAUUCGCAAAACAAAACUGAUGUGCUGCACUCACAGAAGUUGCCCAAACCGCAAAACUCGCCAAACUUACGCCCAGCGUCUAACUUAAAUUUUGCAGAAAUUCCGUUAGUUGAUGAACUAGAAGCUAAAUGGCGACAGAACUCUUCUACCUACAAAACCAACGAAAAUACGCUCAACGAUUCUAACAACAAUAUCGUGAGUGGAGAUUCCGAAAAUUUCCAAAAGCUGAUUGGUCAAUUAAGCAACCGUGUCAUCAAUGUUGAUGCAACAAACUCGCCGCUGUUAAAACGUUCACAGCAAAAUAAGCAGCAUUUUUACAAUUUAUUUAAUGGUGAUAUAUUAAAAAAUCAACCGUUGCAACAACAACAACAAUUACAGCAGAAACCCCCAUUAACAACACCGCACACAUUGCAGACAAAUUCCCAUAAAACAAACGCUAUUUUGCAACAACAGCAAGCUACAUUGUUAGCAAAUUUACAGCUAAAGGCCAUCUUAAGUCGUCCCGAAGCUCAAAUUAUCCUGUUGGGCUUGGCAAAAGGAGAUAUUUCAAAGCAUGGUUUGUUUGUUCAACUGGCAAAUCCGCGGCUGCCUCAGAGAGAUCGAGAGGCUAUAACAGCUGUUCUGACAUUUACAUCAGCACAACAACAGCAGCAGCACUUCGAUAUUUUAUCCAACAACUUACUUGUUAAUCAGUUACAAAAUCUUCAAAAUUUAGCCAUCGUUCAGCAAACUUUAGCUGCCCAGCAACAACAACAACAACAGCAACAAUGUCAUGGUAAACGCGUCUCAACAAUGCAACCAAUGAGCCAGGAGGAGUUACAAACACAUGCUCAUCUAAUUAUGCAAAAUGCUCUGAUUAAACGAAAGAUUGAGGAGCAAACAAACGUUUUCGGACUGCAGAAAAUUUUACAGUUGAACGCUGCAGCCCAUGUAGCCAAACAGCAACAGAUCCAUAAUAGAAACACUUAUACUUCCUAUAAUCAGUACAAUCCGAAUGCUUCUCGUAAUGCACAGGGAAAUCGUCGUUUGCAAGCAUUACAAAAUCUGUUUAAUGAUUCCAACGGUAUGGUUGACAAUGUCCAACAGCAGCAAAAUAAUAAUUCAAGUGUUAGUGCUGGCAAUAGCAACCAUCGCUACAACCGCAGCAAUAAUAACCCAAAUCAAUACCGACGUUCGUCUGGCUCUUCUGGCCAACAAAUUAAAUUUGCCUCCGAUGUAGAAAAUAGUCAGCAAAAAUCCAAAAUCGCUGAACAUCAUCAUGAACAAAACGAAAGACCCAACAAAAUGCAUUCAGCACAGCAGCAGUCGCCUGCAAUUAUAACCGGAGGUGGAAAUGAGCAUCAUUAAUAAUUUAAAGCAGUUCACCACCUCUUCAGCUGGUCUGAUGGCCAUCGGCAUAUUCUCAACAUUAAUUAUAACCGUUGGUUAUCGAGUGCUUAU
Molecule: messenger RNA, 5434 nt
Organism: Stomoxys calcitrans (stable fly)
Lineage: Eukaryota; Metazoa; Arthropoda; Insecta; Diptera; Muscidae
Gene: cup
Product: protein cup
Exons: 7
Coding region: 1622-5341 (1239 amino acids)
Biological process (GO): negative regulation of translation
Cellular component (GO): nucleus; cytoplasm
Molecular function (GO): mRNA binding
Source: RefSeq, a predicted model, not a curated record